AUGGCUUUCACCGACAAAUACUCCGAAUGGCGUACCAGUAGUUUGCGGUCCGUUAAACCGGAGGUCGACUUCACCUCUCCCGGUCUCGCGGUGAUGGAAGUUGAACGUCUUUUCUUUUCUGGAAAAGCCAUUAACAGCCACGCCGAUGAAGUCUGGCCAAGACUGUACAUUGGCGACAUGAAUAUCGCGGAGAACCGCUCUGAGUUGACCAGGAAUAAUUUCACUCACAUUGUGAACUGUGCCCACAGCUCGCGGCGGGGCGGGGAGUUUUAUGACGGCAUGGGAAUUACUUACCUGGGAAUAGAAGCUCAUGACUCGCCCACGUAUGACAUGAGCGCCAAUUUCAACACAGGGGCAGAAUUCAUCCAUAAAGCUCUUAGUGGAAGGGGGAAGGUCCUGGUGCACUGCCAUGUGGGAGUGAGUCGAUCAGCCACGAUGGUGUUGGCCUAUCUCAUGCUGAAACAGAACAUGACCCUGGUGGAAGCCAUCACGACGGUUAAAGAGGGCAGAGGCGUCAUACCGAACCGCGGUUUCAUUCGACAGCUCAUCGACCUGCACGUGAGACUUUACGGCUACCGCAGUUAG
This is a messenger RNA of Chanos chanos (milkfish), 585 nucleotides long. RefSeq names its product dual specificity protein phosphatase 26-like. NCBI's taxonomy places the organism in Eukaryota, Metazoa, Chordata, Actinopteri, Gonorynchiformes, Chanidae. Gene Ontology annotation, biological process: negative regulation of MAPK cascade; protein dephosphorylation. The record is from RefSeq and is a predicted model, not a curated record. Gene Ontology annotation, molecular function: protein tyrosine/serine/threonine phosphatase activity; MAP kinase phosphatase activity. The transcript is spliced from 3 exons. Gene Ontology annotation, cellular component: cytoplasm. Bases 1 to 585 code for a protein of 194 amino acids.